ACCAGAUUCACCAUAAAUAGUUAGAUAAACAGGGCCUCCCCGAUCCCUUUACUGAAUUCUCACACAAAGUAGGUUCAAACGAAGUUAUGGGUAUGGGACGUCUUAGCAGGAGUAUCUUGUUGUCUGUCCUUUGUUGCCUUUGUUUAAACUUAGGCGUUGUUGCUGUAGACACCAUCAGAUCUUCUCAAUUCAUCAAAGACAAAGACUCUUGACUACAUGAUCUCCAAUGGAAGUGUUUUCAAACUGGGAUUCUUCAGCCCAGUGAAUUCUACCAACCGCUACCUAGGGAUAUGGUAUAACAACAUUUCUGCAUUCACAGUCGUAUGGGUAGCGAACAGACAGAAACCCCUCAACGAUUCUUCUGGACUUCUUACUAUAUCUGAGGACGGCAACCUUGUAGUAUUAAACGGACAAAAGGAGAUUCUUUGGUCAUCGAAUGUUAACAACUCUGUUACCAAUUCAAGCGCCCAGCUUUUAGAUUUGGGGAACCUUGUCUUAAAAGAAAACACUAUAGGGACAACCUUAUGGGAGAGUUUCAAAAAUCCUUCUGAUACAGGCUUACCCGAGAUGAAAUAUAGUACUAAUGAAAGAACAGGUGAGAAAGUGCAGUUGACAUCAUGGAAAAGCCCUUCUGAUCCAUCCAUUGGAAGCUUCUCUGCUGGAAUUUCUCGUCAAAGUCUUACUCAGGGAUUCAUUUGGAAAGAUGGUAGACCAUAUUUCCGCUUUGGUCCAUGGAAUGGUCAGGAGUUUAUUGGAAUACCAACAGUUCCUAUAUUUCAUGACAAAUUUAGUGUCAUACAAAUCCCAGAUGGAACUACAUAUUUAACUUCAUCUUCAUACGUUGUCCUGACUACCCAAGGAAAUACAGAGGUAAGAAUUUGGGAUAGUGAGAAGGAGGAUUGGGAGGUUGUGUGGAAAGCUAUGCUCAGUGUGUGUGAUAUUUAUGGCACGUGUGGUGCAUUUGGAAGCUGUAAUUCAAUGAGUUCCCCAAUUUGCAGUUGUUUAGAGGGGUUUGAGCCAAAGAACACAGAAGAAUGGAAUAGACAAAAUUGGACUAGUGGAUGUGCAAGGAGGACACCGUUGCAGUGUGGGAGCGUGAACACCAGUGGUGAAGCUGGCAAAAUGGAUGGGUUUUUGAAACUGAACAUGAUGAAGGUGCCAGACUUUGUAGAAUGGUCAGAAGCUCAGGAAGAUGAUUGCAGGCAGCAGUGUUUGCAGAAUUGUUCUUGUAUAGCUUAUGCAUUUGAUUUAGGUGCAAGUUGUAUGACAUGGACUCGAACCUUAAUUGAUACACAGAAAUUCUCUAACAGUAGCGGAAUUGAUCUUUAUAUUCGUGUAGCCCAUUCGGAAUUUGAUACAAAUGGAGAUGUGAGGAAAAUUGUCACUAUUACAGUUAUCAUAGGAACAAUUUUUAUUUCAAUCUUCACGUACUUAUUGUGGAGGUGGAUUGCUAAACGCAAAGCAAGGAGAAAGAAAGAGAAGGAGAUGUUAAUGUUCAAUAGAGAAGCACAUAAAAAAUUUCCAAGUGAAGACAUGCUUGGAGACAAUCUGAACCAAUUGAAAGUCCAGAAACUACCACUAUUUGAUUUUGUGAAGCUAGCGAGUGCAACAAACAACUUCCAUGAAUCUAACAAGCUUGGGCAAGGUGGAUUUGGUCCCGUAUACAGAGGAAAAUUGUCAGAUGUGCAAGAAAUUGCAAUAAAAAGACUUUCCAAAACUUCUGGACAAGGGUUGGAAGAGUUUAUGAAUGAGGUGGUAAUAAUUUCUAAGCUCCAACAUCGGAAUCUUGUUAGGCUCCUUGGUUGUUGUGUUGAAGGAGAAGAGAAGAUGUUAAUUUAUGAAUACAUGCCGAACAAAAGUUUGGAUGCAUUUCUCUUUGGUUAGUUAAUUUUGAUAUCAUAUCUUAUUACAAAAAUAUUUUACAUUAUUUAAAAAAAAAAAAUU
Molecule: messenger RNA, 1944 nt
Organism: Quercus robur (English oak)
Lineage: Eukaryota; Viridiplantae; Streptophyta; Magnoliopsida; Fagales; Fagaceae
Product: G-type lectin S-receptor-like serine/threonine-protein kinase At1g11300
Exons: 4
Coding region: 217-1884 (555 amino acids)
Biological process (GO): recognition of pollen; protein phosphorylation
Molecular function (GO): ATP binding; protein kinase activity
Source: RefSeq, a predicted model, not a curated record